Messenger RNA from Caenorhabditis briggsae, 1194 nucleotides. The transcript is spliced from 3 exons. The coding region runs from base 1 to 1194 and encodes 397 amino acids. The record is from RefSeq and is a predicted model, not a curated record. Gene Ontology annotation, cellular component: nucleus. Lineage: Eukaryota; Metazoa; Nematoda; Chromadorea; Rhabditida; Rhabditidae.
AUGACCUCCCAACAACUGCAUCAAGUGAAGUCGGAUCCCGCCAACAAGGAACCAGCUCUCUGGGAAGGACCACCUCUGGAGGAGAUGGAGAAACUUCCAGAAGUGGAUCCAAAAAGGAGCAUGACAUUAAGUGAAUACACAAAACGAGUCGCGGAAAAGAAAGGGCUCUACAAACCCGGACAAAAGGACGAUACUCUGAAAAAAGUGAUCUGCAAUGAAAUCGGGAAGCUUCCAGAGAUGUGGAACACCAAAAACACCAACAACCAAUUGAAAUAUUAUUCAAUGGUUGGAGUGGAAGUUUACAAAAGGACCGGGAAACUCGUUUCUCCUCAAUCUCUAACCGCUGUCUUCAAAUUUGCCAAGGAUGCCGUCAGAAGUCGUGUCAAAACAGCGAUCGUCUCAAAACGCCUGAAUCCUCAACAAGUGGAAGAGUUGAUGUGGCGUUGGCCUUACUAUGGAUUCAUCAGAUUCUACCGGAAAGCCCUUCUACCAUGGGAAGCCUUCAUCAAGAAGCAAAUGAACGCAAAGGAUGUGAAAGAUAAUGUGGCUCAUACAUUAGAUGAUGAGGAUUUCGAUGUGGAAGAGGUGGAUUAUGAAACUGGAAUAGCGUUAUCAAAGGAAGGAUCUUUGGAACACGUCAAGGAAGAAAAAAUGGAUUACUCACCGGAACCUGAAAUGAAGUUCGAGCCUCUACCACCAUCAGAAGUCCCGGUGCAGCGUCCGAAUCGUCCAACACAACGAGUGCCGCCGCCUCAAAUGGGAAAGAAUGAUGAUCCCUACACCCCACAGGGAAAUUAUGUGAGUGUUAUGCAAGCAAUCACACGAGGUCUUCAGUCAUCUGGAGAUGAUGAGAAUGCGAUGAGGAUGAAUGGAGCAGCAGGACCAUCUAGACAAUCUGGGACUUCUAGACAACCGCUCCUCACCGCCGCCCGUCCACCGACACUUCCAGUUCCAACUCCAGCUUCUCAGUCGCCACCUCCACUACCACAACCACCACGUCCAGAGCCGAAAAUGUACGAUUUUGCAAAGGAAAUGGAGCAAAUCACCUACCACGCAUUACGCAUCGCUCAGGAACAUCCGGAAAGAGUGAAAAUGCUGCGAAAGGCUCUAUUUACUACGGUGUUCGCCGCGGAGGAUAAGGAUUAUCAGAGUGCUAGAGAAAUGUUUCAGGAUCUUGCUGAUAAUUCUCGCUAG